This is a messenger RNA of Populus trichocarpa (black cottonwood), 894 nucleotides long. Its product is annotated as pentatricopeptide repeat-containing protein At1g12300, mitochondrial. The record is from RefSeq and is a predicted model, not a curated record. NCBI's taxonomy places the organism in Eukaryota, Viridiplantae, Streptophyta, Magnoliopsida, Malpighiales, Salicaceae. Bases 1 to 894 code for a protein of 297 amino acids. Gene Ontology annotation, molecular function: protein binding. The transcript has 3 exons.
AUGAGGAGAAAGGGAUUGGAGGUGGAUGUUACACUUGCAAAUGGUUUCCGUAGUAAAGGAUGUUUAGAUAGAGGGAAAGCAUUGUUUGAUGAGAUGUUGGAAAAGGGUAUUUCUCAAAAUCUAGUUGCUUAUAGUUGUUUGAUGAAUGGUUUUUGUAAGAAAGGGCUAUGGAGAGAAGCCACUGCUGUGUUACAGACUAUGACCGAUAGGGGGGUUCAGCCUGACGUUCAUGCUUCGGCAAUGAAACUUUCUAGUUCGUUGUUGGAGGAUGGGAAUUACGUUGAACCAGAUGUAAUCACACCUAACACUGUGAUUCAAGGGCUGUGCAAAGGAGUACGCCUUGACGAGGCUGUGGAAAUAUAUGAUACAAUGAUUGAGAGGGGGAGCUUUGGUAACUUGUUCACUGGUCAUAUUUUAAUUGGAGAAUAUAUAAAAGCAGGGAUCAUUGACAAGGCCAUGGAAAUUUGGAAACGUGGGAUAUUCAAUCUGCCAAAGAAGAUGCAUCAACCUUAUACUUAUUCCUCAUUUAUAAACGGGCUGUCAAAACCUGGACAAAUGGAACAGGCAGAAGGUGUUUUUGACAGCAUGAUUGCCUCUGGCAUUACACUGGACAACCAUCUAUAUGAUUCAUUAAUAAAAGGCUUUGGUUCGAAAGACGAGACAGAAGAAGUCAUAAAACUCCUUCGUCAAAUGGCAGAUAUGGGUGAUGUUCUUGGCUUAGAAAUAACCAAUAGCAUCUUGACAUUUCUCUGUAAUAGCUCGGAGCAUCUUGAUGUAAUGAAGCUUUUGCCUAAUUUUUCCCCAGAAAGGUCAGGAGGGACAAGCAUCUCUUGUGACGAGUUACUGAUGAAAAUAAAGAAGUCUAAUCCAGAACUCCAACUAAGUGCUGCCUGA